GUUACAGUGAACAGUGUAUAAUAACAACUCUCUAACUCAUUACACAGUAUUAUAUACGCUGUUCUUGGGCUAUAUGUUAUCUUUAAAGAUAACUCUAAUGUAUCACUGUCUUACAGAGGCCAGCCCAUGCCCAGGAAAAUGGAAAAUGUGUGUUUUUUGAGGAAGAGGAGCCAUUAAUAGGGGUGAAAAUUUUUGGGAGAGGACCCAAGGUGUCGCCCUGAGGAACCACUGACUGAUGUCAUUGGGAAGACCGUGUAGUAAGCUGCACAUCAGCCAUCUGUUAGAGAGACUACAUAUUACUACACAGAACUGUUGCUGGAGCUGACAAAAAGCACUUCAUAAUGAAAGAGUGGUUGUGGAUACCAGCUGUAGUGCUGGUUGUGCUGUUUAUCCUUGCAUUAUGCUGCCUCUUCUUCUCCGACUAUACUUGUUGCCCAUGCCGCCGCAAGAGACGACCAGAGCCUGUCCUUCCAACUUCAGUUGAGCAUUGUAUGCCCACAGCCUCUGAGCAAGAAUGGGUCUCACCAACUUUACCCUCGACCACCUCGGUUACCCCAGGCUCUCCAUCUACGCUGCCUUGGCAUUAUCCAGUUUCACUGUCUUCAAUCACCCGAAGUGUCAAACCCUAUACAUUCACACCAAGCGUUAAACCCACACUGCCUCAGCAGCAUCGAAUCACAUCAUCUUCAGUCACACCAGGUGCUCCAGUUACACUGCCUCGACAUCAUCCAUCUGCUGCACACUACUUUGCAUUAUCACAGACAGACAGCCCAAACUUACAUUUAAAGUUUGCUGAUCUUCCCAAAACCCAGGUGCUUAAGACAGAGCAUGGUGUUCCUGUUUUAGAUCUCCACAAAAUGACUGUCAAAGAAGCUACACAGACAACUAAUAAUUUCAUCAACCAUAGUCAUGGUCGGUAUCGGAAGGUUAGAAUUGUGACUGGCAAGGGUUUGCAUAGCGAAGGGGGAGCACCCAAAAUCAAACCAGCCAUUGCAUCGAUGUUAAAGAAUGCAAAUUACAAAUUUCAAGAGGUGAGCGAUGGUGGGUGUUUUGAGGUGCUCCUUCAGUAAGAGGACUACUUCAUGGUCUUAAAAUAAAAUUUGUGCAGCUGCUUCAUUUCAAAAAAUUUAAGGAAAGUGAAUUAUGAGUUUUGAAAAGUGGAUAACAGUGGGCAACUUGAGGUACUCUUUUUUAGUACCUUAAAAUGUAGGAAUUUAUGCAACUCUCUUUAUUUUUAUACUCAUUAGAUAGAAAGGUUAAAAAAUGAUGAAUAAACAAUCAUCAAAUGAAGACCACAUGCCAUUCUCUUAUAUUGAAUGUUAAGUAAGGUAAUGUGCCAUAUGUUUAAUUUUAUUUAAAAAUUAAGGGAAUUAUCAUAGAUCAAUCUGUAUUAUGGUAUAAGUCAGACCGAAACGUUAUAAAUUGUAUGAUAAAAGUCGCAAAGCUAUAACCAAAACAGUUUGUAAUUAACCCACAAGUUGGAAAGGAAACUUUAGAUAACCUUCUGGUCCGUCUUGAACCAAAAUGUCGUUAAUGUUUCUUCUCCAGAUUGUGGGUUAAUGGUGAAAUAAGUUGUAGUUACAAUAUAACAUAAGAUAAGAUCUUUUUUUCAACAAACCGGUCAUAUCCCACUGAGGCAGGGUGGCCAAAAAAGAAACAUGUAAGUCUCUUUUUAACUUUAGUAAUAUAUACAGGAGAAGGGGUUACUAGCCCCUUGCUCCCAGCAUGUUAGUCACCUCUUAUGACACGCAUGGAUAAGAUAAGAUAUUUCAUGAAUAUCUGAUAUCAUGAUGGUGAAAGUUUUUUUAUUUUGGGGGGAGGGGGGUCACCCUGCCCAGGUGGCAGAUGGCCAGCAUGAUAAAAAAUAUCUGAUAAAGAAUAUCAUUGUUACAGUAAUUUCACAUAAGUUUGUUAGUUUAUUAUAUCCUGGUUGUAUCCCAGGAACCAAGCCAAAACUUUCCCGAGUCAAAAUUAAGACACUCCCUGAUACAAUGCUCGACUAGUAACAAACAUGUUAGUAUGGAAGGAUGAUAUAUUGUGUACACUGACUAAAAAAUACCACGUGAGAAACUUAUGGUAUACAGGUAAGCCAGGGUAAUAGUUUUGAUAUCUUGAGUCUAAAAUCACAUGUUUAAAACGAUGAACACUCUGGUUUGUUUUUUCGACCAGUUACAUUUAGCAAUACAGUAAUAUACUUUACAGUUGCUUGAUUUGGUAUGUUUCUUGAAAUAGUAUUGUAAGAGAUGUUUUUUAAGAUGUUUAUUUUUUCUAGUAUGACUGCAUAUUGCAUCUUUAGCAAAGAUGAAUUUCUAUUAUAGAAUAGGGAUUAUAUAUUCUGAAUAUUUUCAACAAAUUUUGUUUUAAAUGUAAUAUGUCUUAACUUUACUCUCUUGUGAAUUAUAUUAAUAGAAUAUCCAUUCACAGUAAAAAAUUUUGCCCAAUGCAAACUUACAGGCCGUCAUCCAUUUUGGAUAACGAGGUUUCUCAUGAUUGAACUGUGUACUGGGCAAUGGUUUCAUUAACAAUUUAUUUCCUAAUCAUAAAUUCAUAAUAAAAAAAAUCUUCAAGUCUUGAACCAAAGUUCCUAGUUGUACAAGUAGCUUGAGUAGCCUUUACCAGAGAAUAUUUGAUAUUUCCUUAUAUGAUAUUUCGUCAUAGUACAGCAGUAAAUGGGGUGGCUCUUUCAUGUAAAAUAACGCAUUGUAGGGACAACCCUUAAUUUACAGACACCUGAACUGUGAACAUUCGCAUUUAGGAAAAUGACAUUUAGAAACUGUUAAGGAUUUAUAAAUGCUGAUCCACAGUUAUGAAUACAAGUUCAGGAUUUUGUCCCUUGUUUUCAAAUCAGUUCACCCAGCGGAUGUCUUGCAUUUCCAAAGUUCCUUAUAUCAAGGGUUUACUGUAAUUCAGAUCUUAUUUUUUACAGUAUAACAUAGAAGUUUCAGAUCAGCCAGACUGAUAUCAGACUAUGUGGGCUUAUGGGCUGCUAGCAGCAACCAAUUGGUUAAUUAGGGAAUCAACAAGGAAACCUGUCCUAAGGCUGGGCUGCGAGGGUAGUAGAAUCUUCAAUAUCAGUCACAGGUAUGACACUCGCAACAGAAAAGACGUUACGAUGGCCUUUGAGCUUAAUUUGCAGAUCCACUUUUACAGAAAUUUUGCUCUAGGUAAUCAUAAGAUAUCAAAUCAGCCAGGCUGUGAGGCCUGUUAAAGGACUAUGUAAAGCAGAAGCCUCUUAAAUAUUGUGAAAUCUGGCAGGAUUCCUGAUACCUUCUGUUUUAUUGAUAUGCAAGGUGACAAGUAAAUCUCAUAGACUUCUACUUACACUCAUUUUACACCUAUCUUUACCUUCCUGUGGGUUUUAUACUUCUUAUUCUUAUAUUUCCUUUCCAACUGAGGGGCCUAGUCUGAGAUUCAGCCACAGGGUAAAUGGUCCCAGAACCAUUAAUAGAUAUUAACAGAUGCAAUAAGAUCACAGUAAACAGGUGAUAACACAGUAUACAGAACAGCCACUGUGAAAAAUCAUGAAAGCACUUGGAAGUUCACUAUUUUUUUCCAGUGGCUGGUCUGCAUAUUAACAGAUGUAACAGCUUCUCUGAUACCUUAAUUACAUAUACAGUGGACCCCCGCAUAACGACCACCUCCGAAUGCAACCAAUUAUGUAAGUGUAUUUAUGUAAGUGCGUUUGUACGUGUAUGUUUGGGGGUCUGAAAUGGACUAAUCUAAUUCACAAUAUUCCUUAUGGGAACAAAUUCGGUCAGUACUGGCACCUGAACAUACUUCUGGAGUGAAAAAAUAUCGUUAACCGGGGGUCCACUGUAUAUAGAUUGGUACUAGUCAGGGUUGUUGAAAGAACUGUAGACAGAACAAAAAAUGUAGCAGCUGUGUUGCUAAUAGACAAUAACCACUUUACUCGCACUAUGAUAGAAAAGCACUUAGUUGAUUAAGUGAUUGAGAAGGGACAAGAGCUAGAAUUAGUUAUAGGAUGCUGGUCACAUUGGAGUUUCUCCAUGUGAACUCGUGAUUGGGUUGCAGUUGUGGCUGUCAUGAACCUGCCCAGGACUCGUUGGAAAAAUCUUGUAACUCUCUGUGAUGCGAUGGACAAGUGAUGGGCUGGUAAUCCCAGAUCGUGGGUUUCGAUGCCAAUUACUCCAUUGAAUUUAGUCGAUUAAGGCUGAUUGGUCUGAAACCUCCAGUACAGCAUAUAGACUUAUGAGUCAUUAUUUUUAAGGAUAUUUUGUUUUAUUAAGUUUUACACUAUUGUUUGAGAUAUAUUUAAUAUUGUUUUGUAUUUGAAAGUUUAAUCUUUUUUUUCUAGAAUGUAAGUUUUUUUUGUUUUUCAUUGGUAUCAUUUAAAGAUGAGCACAGAUAUUUAUUAACUUACUUCAACUUACAUAAACACACAAGAAGAGGUACUAAAAUUUUCUUUAACUAAAUACUGAAGAUGGGACACAAGCUUAACUCUGCUUCUGUAGCUGCAAAUAGGUAAUCACACACUUAGUGAAUAAAAUAGUAGACAUUGGUAUCUUAAAUUUUCUUUGUUUAAUUGAGAAAGUUUAGGCAGUGUUCUUAAUAAUUGUUGUAUUCACUCAUUGGAGGAAAUAGUAUCUUAGGGCACACUUGGGGAGUGUUUUCAUGCCAGGGUGGCUGGGGACAUUUAGAUUCACAUAGUGAUACCCAUGUGUUUGCUAUACAGGAUGACCUGUAUAUGUCCCAUUUCUGUUUGGCUGAAAGUUGGGCCUACCUCUGGAGGUGUGACCCAUUCGUGGGUAACAUGACUCAUGAAAUCAUAAUGACACGAUUGCAAACAAACCAUACCAUGGGUGGGGAUGAACCCAUGAUCAGAGAGUCGGUCUGGAGUUUUAUGAGUCUCUGAUCGCGGGUUCUGUCCCCACUCGUGGUAUUUUUUUUUUUUUAGUGGAUAACGUGCUUCUUUGGUAGGUGAGCAGAGGUCAAACAGGAGGCUCUGACUCAUUUGCCUGGUCAUGUACCAUUUCAUUGUGAUGUACCCAAAUAGAUGUUUUGGUCUGAAGUUGGACCAAAAUGUUAUUAUAAGCUUCAUUCUCCUAUGUGCAAGUUCUUUGUGUAUUGUUCCAGUCAUGGUAUUGUGCCUUUAUAUUCUCCAUUGUGAUGUGAUAUUGGGUUAAAUGCUGUUUUGUUUGUAUAUUUGCUGUCCAAGGUUGCAGUUUGAGUUGGGUGGUGCUUAGUCUGUUGUCAGUUUGUAGUGCAACAGUGUACAGUGGACCCCCGGUUUACGAUCAGCUCCCAAUGCGACUAAUUAUGUAAGUGUAUUUAUGUAAGUGCGUUUGUACGUGUAUGUUUGGGGGUCUGAAAUGGACUAAUCUAAUUCACAAUAUUCCUUAUGGGAACAAAUUCGUUCAGUAAUGGCACCUGAACAUACUUCUGGAAUGAAAUAAUAUCGUAAACCGGGGGUCCACUGUACUUGGUAAGGGUCAUGCAGGCAUAAGAGAGCUUGCUUCAUUUUGACACCGAAGCUCCUCCCAGACCUUUCGGUGCUUGCAUAUAUCUGUUAAUUUCUCCUUGGAUCCUUGGUGGUUCUAGUGCCUAUUAUUGUUGAGAUUUAUGAUAGUUGGAGAGAUAAACAGAUGAAAUUAUAUUUUUUGUUGAUGAUUCUUUGUACUUUACAGUAUUGUGGUGCAUUGUCAUUAUGUGCAUUCAUAUACGUUAAGGUUUUAUAUCCUGAUUUGGUUUCCAGUAUUUUUGGCUUCCAUACAUCUUGAGUUAUGUCUGGAUGACUCAGUUCAGAGUGCAGUCAUCAGCCCACCUGGAGAAGGGUCACUCAUACUGAUGUCCUCUCCAAACUCCAGAUAGUGGCUGUCACAUUUAUUCUUAGUCACUGUUCUUAACUCAUUUCACACUACAGAACUGUUAUCCUUCCUCAAACUGGAUACUGUACUGAUGACAUCCCAUCACCAGUUUCAGGGGACCUUUCCCCUCUUCAAAAGUGUGUGUGAUGUGUAACUAUUUUAACUCUCAUCAGAAAUCCGAGAUCAAGAUUUGAUAUAAGUAUGUACUUGAAUAAAAGGCACUUAAUCACUGUGGUGUAGAAAGUAGCUACUGUAUAUAAAGUAUACAGUAGUAUGGUUUCUUAUCAUCAAAUAAGCUUAGCCAUUUUGUUCAUUCUUAUUAAUGGCAAUAGCCUGACCAUUUUCUUGUGUUGUUUUACCAAAAUGCCUUAAAUGGCUGGUAAAAUUGAUAGCCAAAUAAACACUUUAAAUUUAUAAAGAAUAAAAGUCACAGUACCUCGGCUGGAAUAAUUCACAACUAAACUGCAAAUGGGAGAUAAUGAAAAUUGAGAAUAAAAAGUCAUAAUGCCACUGUGGCUGUAACAAAUCACAAAUAACCCACAGUUAUCUAUGACAAAGCUUUCUCUAUAAGUGCAGGUUUUUAAUGAUAGUCUAAACCUUUAGACAAAAGGACAGUUAAUCUUUGUGGUGUAGAAAGUAGUUAUAAGGCCUGGUGAUGGACCGGGCCGCAGGGGCGUUGACCCCCGAAACACCCUCUAUGUAUGUUUGUGUACAUCCUGGAUCAUUAUGAAGUCUCAGUCUGACACUUCGUUUUUCUUAGUCUUGCUAGCUUUAUAAUGCUCAUGUUAGUCUACCAUAUAUAUAUGUAUUCUUAUAUAUGUACGUACAUAUAUAAAUUUUCCUCUAAAAAUUAUUCUGCAUUCUUUAUAUUUUAUUUUAUUUAUUAUCACACUGGCCGAUUCCCACCAAGGCAGGGUGGCCCGAAAAAGAAAAACUUUCACCAUCAUUCACUCCAUCACUGUCUUGCCAGAAGGGUGCUUUACACUACAGUUUUUAAACUGCAACAUUAACACCCCUCCUUCAGAGUGCAGGCACUGUACUUCCCAUCUCCAGGACUCAAGUCCGGCCUGCCGGUUUCCCUGAAUCCCUUCAUAAAUGUUACUUUGCUCACACUCCAACAGCAUGUCAAGUAUUAAAAACCAUUUGUCUCCAUUCACUCCUAUCAAACACGCUCACGCAUGCCUGCUGGAAGUCCAAGCCCCUCGCACACAAAACCUCCUUUACCCCCUCCCUCCAACCUUUCCUAGGCUGACCCCUACCCUGCCUUCCUUCCACUACAGACUGAUACACUCUUGAAGUCAUUCUGUUUCGCUCCAUUCUCUCUGCAUGUCCGAACCACCUCAACAACCCUUCCUCAGCCCUCUGGACAACAGUUUUGGUAAUCCCGCACCUCCUCCUAACUUCCAAACUACGAAUUCUCUGCAUUAUAUUCACACCACACAUUGCCCUCAGACAUGACAUCUCCACUGCCUCCAGCCUUCUCCUCGCUGCAACAUUCAUCACCCAUGCUUCACACCCAUAUAAGAGUGUUGGUAAAACUAUACUCUCAUACAUUCCCCUCUUUGCCUCCAAGGACAAAGUUCUUUGUCUCCACAGACUCCUAAGUGCACCACCCACUCUUUUUCCCUCAUCAAUUCAAUGAUUCACCUCAUCUUUCAUAGACCCAUCCGCUGACACGUCCACUCCCAAAUAUCUGAAUACGUUCACCUCCUCCAUACUCUCUCCCUCCAAUCUGAUAUCCAAUCUUUCAUCACCUAAUCUUUUUGUUAUCCUCAUAACCUUACUCUUUCCUGUAUUCACCUUUAAUUUUCUUCUUUUGCACACCCUACCAAAUUCAUCCACCAAUCUCUGCAACUUCUCUUCAGAAUCUCCAAGAGCACAGUGUCAUCAGCAAAGAGCAGCUGUGACAACUCCCACUUUGUGUGUGAUUCUUUAUCUUUUAACUCCACGCCUCUUGCCAAGACCCUCGCAUUUACUUCUCUUACAACCCCAUCUAUAAAUAUAUUAAACAACCACAGUGACAUCACACAUCCUUGUCUAAGUCCUACUUUUACUGGGAAAAAAUUUCCCUCUUUCCUACAUACUCUAACUUGAGCCUCACUAUCCUCGUAAAAACUCUUCACUGCUUUCAGUAACCUACCUCCUACACCAUACACCUGCAACAUCUGCCACAUUGCCCCCCUAUCCACCCUGUCAUACGCCUUUUCCAAAUCCAUAAAUGCCACAAAGACCUCUUUAGCCUUAUCUAAAUACUGUUCACUUAUAUGUUUCACUGUAAACACCUGGUCCACACACCCCCUACCUUUCCUAAAGCCUCCUUGUUCAUCUGCUAUCCUAUUCUCCGUCUUACUCUUAAUUCUUUCAAUUAUAACUCUACCAUACACUUUAUCCCCCUAUAAUUUCUGCACUCUCUUUUAUCCCCUUUGCCUUUAUACAAAGGAACUAUGCACUUUUUAAUCUUUCAAAAUACAUAAGUGCCUUCAAUAGUAUAGCAAACAUAAUUUUUCUUUUUCACAAAUUAGACUUUUAAGUUGUAGUUUCUAUGACAGCACACUGUACAGGUGUUAAUAUAACCAAACCUUCGUUGAUAUACAGACUAGUCUAGUUAUUGCAAGACAAUGAGGUUCCUACUCCGUACAUUGUGAUGGCAGUCAUUAUGCUACCUAGCCAUGACAACUGCAUACAAAUACUCAAAAAUUACAAGCAUAGAUAUGGUAUAUAAAUGGUACAUUAGGUUGGUGCAUAGGUGUAGUACAUUGGUACAUAAAUGUGGUAUAUAGUUUGGUGAACAGGUGUGGCAUAUCAGUACAUAAGUGUGAUAAAUAGGUGUUAAACAUAAGUGUGGUACGUAUGUGUGAUAUAUAGGCGUGGUAAAUAGGUAUAUAUGUGUGGUAUGUAGGUGCAGUGCAUAGGUGUGUAUAAGAUAUGAUAUUGUUACAAGUCCCAUGUUAUGCUGAGCAUUUCAGUAAGACUUACACUAAUACAAGAAAUUAGCUCCAAGCAUUCAAAGAUGCAACAAGAAUAAGAGAAACAAUUGAUGGAAUAGGCAGCUGAUUGAAGCUUCAACAACUAGAUGUUAAGGGCAGUUGCAUAUUGUAGAUAAUCUCAGCUAAGAUUUUAAGGUGGGCACAUUGAUUUUAAGUAGUCUAAGUACAAAGACCAUGCCUCUGGGGGCAAGUGUGAAACCAAGCACUUUGUAGAUAGGUAAAGUUGAACUGGGUAAAAGUUUUUAAGGAAAUGAAAUAAAAUAGGACCCCCAUGUAUUUGGGGGAUAAGUUUCAAGGACCUGCUGCGGAUACUGAAACCGUGGAUAGUAGCAAACCCUAUAUAUGAGUCCUAUGCAUACCUAUUAUAAACUUUAAUUGAUAAAUCAUGCACAAUAAGUGGAGAAUUAUUCCUUUUUCACUGGUGGGAAGCACUUCACAACUUAACUUAGGCUUUGAAAAACUGCCAGCUUCUCUACCUUUGCAAUUUGGGGCCAUUAUUAUGCAAAAUUAAGAGGUAUUUUUGGGCCAGAGUAAACUGUGGAUAACUGAAACCACAGAUACCAAAUCAGUGGAUACAGAGGUUCUACUGUAUACAAUGCAUAGAGUUUUGUGGGACUUAUUCAUUUUUAUCUACUACUGAUUUACCAUUUGGUAUGUAAUGCUGUACUGUGUUACAUUUCCCAGUUAUUUUUCAAUACUGUAAUCUUGUAGUUUGUAAAUGUGUUCUCACCCUUGUUUUGUAGGGGCUAAUUCACAGUAAGCACUAAACUCAUGUGGGCCAUUCAGCACAAGAUGUGGUGGAGGCUUGUUCCUCUGUCAUAUGUGUGCCAGACAGAUGCUCUUCCUCUUUAUACUCACUUUGAUGUCAAGCUCUGGCACUUGGACCCCAUCUCUUAACCAGAUGCCAACCUAAUUGAUAAGAGAGAGAGAGAGAGAGAUAUGUCUCCCUAAUCACUUAAAUCUUGUUAGACUUACUUUUAAAUUUAUGUGUGGAAUUUGAAUUAAGUUGGUAAUGUACAUGUAUUACUUUGUGUAACUCAAAUCUCAGAUGGAAACAGAGGUGAGGUAGCAGAUUACAAAGGCUGUAGAUUUAUGUGAUUUUCCUCAAAGGGAAAUGCCAUGAAUUAGUGACAAUGGUGUGAUAUUACUGUGUCAGGAGCAGCAAGCUUGUGAUUUGUCAGGAUUGGCCUAGCCAUGGUGAACUGUAUCUGCAAGUCCACUCUUUGUCAUAGCCCUGUUUUAGAAGACCUUUUGCUUAGGUUAGAUAUCUUUUUGCUCUUAACCAAUUAACUCUUAUAGAAUUUCAGUGUUAGCAUAUCAUUAAGCUGCCUGCUAUUCCUGUCAAGUCAGUAUUGUAUGUAUUGAAGGUGGGAUUCCACAAGCAUAACACUGAUCCUGUUAAUAAAAAUAGGUUAUUACACACCCAUGUUGAACACAUUGUGGAGUGAUGUUCAAAUAGAGAUAAUUCAGCCACACUGAGGAUAUCAAUGGACUCUCAACAAAGAGAAUCAGGGCCAGGAGCUACAAAUUGGCCCCUCAACCACAGAUAGGUGAGUACAACACACAUAAUACCACCCAGUUAUUGGACACAGGUAUGUCUCAUCUGUUUGUCUGGGCAACUCUCGUAUCAUCCAUAGUGGGCAACACUUCGGUAUCUGUAUUUUAGAAAUGUUUCACCACACCAUGGCUUCAUCAGUCCAAUACAAAGGGGAAUGGUGAAGAUCAGGAGUUUGAGGUAAUCAGUUCAAAGUGUUGCACAUGUGUCUGAUUUAUCAACUUGUCGGUUCUCUGAACCAUUUAUCCAUCAUCCAUAGUGCCAUACCAGUACAAUAAGUAGUAUGACAGUUAAUCAUUUAAUUUUAAAUUUUGCAAGAGUUAAAUUUAAUAUUAUAUAUUAAUGUGAUAGAUUUUUGCAUAUUAAGUGCUGUGAGAUUUUAUGGUAUAUUUUUGGAUUAAAAAAUACUGUAUUUUAUUUUUCUGUCUACUGAAGUAUACUAUUAUUAUUGUAAUUAUGGGGAAACACUAAACUUGUAGGGGUCAUACAGUGCCUGGGGAAUGGGUGGUAAUAAAGUUUGAUGCAAGGAAGGUGAAAGUAGAUCCAGAUUCAUGGAUCAAAAGCCCUUCAUUAUCAUCAAGGCCUCUUCUUGUGAGCAUGUCAUCAGGCAGACCCAGGUUCGAGUCCACUUGAUGCAUUUGCAGAUUUUGUACCCCAUACAAAAGGGUUCCCCUUAUGCUGGUAAAGGGACCCUAAACUAUGGAAUUUGAGCUAUCCUUUUCCUUGGAUCAAAGCUAAUUACUUCCCAUUGCCCAGGAGCUGUAUAUGACCCCUUGAAGGUAAGGCGUGUGUUUACAGUAAGAGAUGUUGGUCUUGUUUCUUAAGAUUCGUACCUGUUAAAUCUGUGUCGCUACGACUCACAAAAUCAUAUUAGCAUGAUUACAAACAAAUCACACAACGGGUAGAGUUCAAACCUACGGCAUGGGGCUAACCUGUGAGUUUUAGGACAUCCCUGCCAUGGGGUCUAGCCAUUCUGCAAACUGUGUCACUAUGUUUACAUGUUCGCUAAACUCUAAGAUGUUUACAAAUGUUACAAAGUUCCUCAAAAGUUCCAUAAUUAAUCUGGUCACAAUUAAACUUUUGUCACUCUAGGAUAGUUAAGUAGAUGCAUUUUUUUAUCUGCAAGAUGUUGGUUGCGAUUUCAAUUAAUUGGAAGCUAAAGUGUCAAAAUCUUUGUUAAAUAAGACUUUUUCUUAUAUUUUUAAGCGAGUGUUGUAAUAGGGAAUUAAAUUUGGAAAAAUAUUUCCUGUACAGUGUUGUACAUAAAUUGCAAUUAGUAUGUACUGUUUAUUGGAUCCAAACGAGUGCCAACAAUAGUGAACAAAAGACGCACUUUAUGGAACAAGUUUUAGCUGAGACAGUCAUUUGCUCUAUUCAGAGCUUUUAUCAAUUUGUCUCACUCUGUUUAGAGCUUUAUUAAGCCAUAUUUCACUCUGGGUAGAAUGUUUUCAAGCCUUGUUUCACUCUGUGGACAACUUUACUAAAUCAUGCUUUGGUGUGUGUCAAGCUCUAUCAAGUCAUAUUUUGCUGGGUCUUUCUUUAUCAAGUCAUGUUUUGCUCACUAGAGCUUUAUCAAGUUAUGUUUCAAUCAGAUAGAGCUUUAUUAAGUCACAUUUUGCUUGCUAGAGCUUUAUCAAGUUAUGUUUCAAUCGGGUAGAGCUUUAUCAAGUCACGUUUUGCUUGCUAGAGCUUUAUCAAGUUAUGUUUCAAUCUGGGUAGAGCUUUAUCAAGUCACAUUUUGCUGGCUAGAGCUUUAUCAAGUGGUGUUUCAAUCUGGGUAGAGCUUUAUCAAGUCAUGUAUUUCUUUGUGUCAAGCAUUUUCAUGUUUCACUCUGUGUGCAGCUUUAUCAGGUAUGCUUUACACUGUGUAGAGCUUUAUCAUCACAAAUAAGCUUCACACAGAGUGAAGCAUUGUCCCAAUAAAAGACUGUUCCACAACGUGUCUCUUUUGUUUCUUUGUCUAGUAAUUCUUUUGUUACAUGAAUUGUGUUCAGAGGAAAUGUAUGUACCAAUGGUUACUGUGUAAUGAUUGUAUAGUGUGUUGAUGUAUCAAGAAGUACAUUACUACAGUGUUAGUAGGUCACUAAUGAUUGUUAUAUAUGUAUUGAUGUACUGAGAGUACAGAGUGUACAUUGCUGCAGUGUUAGUAGGUCACUAAUGAUUGUUACAUAUGUAUUGAUGUACUGAGAGUACAGAGUGUACAUUGCUGCAGUGUUAGUAGGUCACUAAUGAUUGUUACAUAUGUAUUGAUGUACUGAGAGUACAGAGUGUACAUUUCUGCAGUGUUAGUAGGUCACUAAUGAUUGUUACAUAUGUAUUGAUGUACUGAGAGUACAUUACUACAGAGCAUUAUUACAAAGUCAUACACUUUGUUUUGCGUGUUGAUGUACGUACUCAGAAUAGAUUCAUGUACAGCAUUUUUAGGUCACAUUGCAUUUGAUUUAUAAAUAAUAAAUGCAUUUAAUUGAAUUUUUUUCAAAAUUGUAUUUUCUCAAUGAUUAUUAUUAUUAUUAUUAUUAAUGAUUAUAUUUUCAAAAAAGUGCUAAACCUCUCUUGAGUUAUUCAGUAUUUUCUGAUUUGUAUAAAUUUCGUCAGUAGUAUACAUGUUACGCAAAUGCUUUGCAACUCAUAUAGAUUGCCUUUUUUGUGAAUAUAAUAGUAAUACAUUGGUUAGUUGACAAACAUUUUUAUUGUAUGUUAUCCUGUUGUUAUGUACGGUAUAUUAUCUUUUAUUUUUUAUUAUCCUGUUUUUAUAUACAGUAUAUUAUCCUUUAUAUUAUCCUGUUCUUUGUAUAAGUAUCUUAUAUUUUUUUAACUUCAUGAUCUGCUCUCGCCAAAACAGGGUAAUCCAAAGAAGAAAUUGCCUUCAUCAUCGUUCAUUCAAUCACUGUCUUGCCAGAAGUGUUCUUACAUUGCAAUUUAGAUUAGCCUCCAACUGCAGCAUCCCCACUGUAUAAAAAUAAAAGUGCAGGCACUGUUAUUUUUCCCUCCAGGACUCAAGCCCUUCUAACCAAUUCCCUUGAAUCCCUUCAGAAAUUUUACCUUGCUCAAACUCCGACAGCAGGUUAGGUCACAAAAACCACUUGCCUCUAAUGCUGUAACAGAGUGUAGAGAAUCUCAGAGCAUAGGAAUUAGAACACAAUGUGGGAUCACCCAGGGUAUAACUCAAAGAGCUGAGGAGAGGUUACUGAGUGGUUUGGUCGCUCAUAAAGGAUGAAGCAAAAUAGAAAGACCAAGAAGGGUGAAACUGGAGGGUGUUUUGGGGGUUAACGCCCCUGUGGCCCAGUCCAUGACCAGGCCUCAUGGUGGAUCAGGGCCUGAUCAGCCAGGCUGUUGAUCAGGCCCUGAUCCAUCAUGUGUAUAAAUUUGUGGUGGGAGGGGUAGGGGUCAUCCCAAGUUGAUUGUAAAUGAGUAUUUAAAUGCUUUGGUACAAAUCUGUACUAGAAAUGUAUUUCAGGCAUUUCCAUUAAGUAGCACCCCUAAGCAGUGAUGCUAAAAAUGCUCUUUCAUCUAUUUAUCAUUAUAUUCACAGGAUACGGUAGACCUGUGACAGUCGGAAUAGAUUGGAGGGAAGAAGUGAAGGAGGUUUUGAGUGCUAGGGGCUUGAGCAUCUAGCAGGCUUGUGUGAGCAUGGAGCCAUGUGCUUGUUAUGACUUGACAAGCUUUGGGAUAAUGAGAAAAGUAUUAGUUAUAAAGGCUUAAAGGAAAUUGGUUA
This is a messenger RNA of Cherax quadricarinatus, 14082 nucleotides long. The record is from RefSeq and is a predicted model, not a curated record. Lineage: Eukaryota; Metazoa; Arthropoda; Malacostraca; Decapoda; Parastacidae.